Messenger RNA from Vitis vinifera (wine grape), 879 nucleotides. RefSeq lists its product as uncharacterized. The coding region runs from base 1 to 825 and encodes 274 amino acids. The record is from RefSeq and is a predicted model, not a curated record. The transcript has a single exon. Lineage: Eukaryota; Viridiplantae; Streptophyta; Magnoliopsida; Vitales; Vitaceae.
AUGGAAGUAAUCUGUAUUAUUAUUGAUGAAACAGGACGUAAACCAAAUUGCAAUGGCGUGGGAGCUGCCUGCUUUGACCCUCGCUUCAUAGGUGGAGAUGGCAUUGUGUUCUACUUCCAUGGCAAGGGCAAUGAGCAUUUCAGCCUGGUCUCUGAUAUCAAUCUCCAAAUCAAUUCCCGGUUCACUGGUCUCCGCCCUGCUGUAAGAACCCGGGACUAUACAUGGAUCCAGGCCUUGGGUCUCAUGUUUGGCUCUCACACCUUUACCCUUGAAGCCACAAGAACUGAAAAAUGGGACAACGAGGAGGAUCACUUGCAGUUCUCUUAUGAUGGAGAAGCUUUGUCCAUUCCCGAAAGGCUCUACUCGGAAUGGACCUCUCCAGAAAAUAAUCUCAAAGUGGAGAGAAUUGCAAGCAAGAACAGCGCCAUAGUCACCCUCUCCGAAGCUGUAGAGAUAUCAGUUAAUGUGAUUCCAGUGACGGAGGAAGAUAACAGAAUCCACAAUUACCAGAUACCUUCCAACGACAGUUUCGCCCACUUGGAAGUACAAUUCAGGUUCUUUAAUCUGUCAGCUCAAGUAGAGGGAGUUCUUGGGCAGACUUACCAACCUAACUUCCACAAUACAGCAAAAGCGGGUGUUGCAAUGCCUAUUGUUGGUGGGGCGGACAAGUACAGGACUAGUUCUCUUCUCUCGGCAGACUGUAAGUCAUGCCUGUUCUCUCCCAGCAACAACGUGACAGGAGAGGGCUUACUAUCAAUGGAAUAUGCCACACUUGACUGCACCGGUGGGGUUGGCAGCGGCAAUGGAAUAGUGUGCAGGAAAUGAACACCUGCAUGCCUUCGGUUCUUCCUUUAUGUGAUGUUUGUUUGAAGUACGUAC